Messenger RNA from Oldenlandia corymbosa var. corymbosa, 1231 nucleotides. The record is from the annotation of a GenBank genome assembly. Lineage: Eukaryota; Viridiplantae; Streptophyta; Magnoliopsida; Gentianales; Rubiaceae.
GGGAAUAUCACCACCUAUUCCAGUCAUUCAAUAUCCCCUGCCAAAAUUAAAUUCAUCAAUCAUUGAUCGUUGAACUUCGUAGUGAUUAAAAAGAAAAGCUUUCGGUCAAGUUUUUCUUCUGAAAUUCCAUUCAUUUCUUUCGUCCCCAAAAAAUAUAAAAUUUCUCAAAGAAGUAAAGAAAGCAGAGCAUCGUCGAGCCGUCGUCAACAGAGCUCCUGAAAAUCGAGUAAUCGACAGUGUUCACGAAACUCAGAAGUAUCAAUUCCCCCAGAGUAGUUUCAUCAAUUCAGCUGUAUUUCGUUUUCGCGUCCUUCUCAGCAACAAAAGAAAACCCCCUCCCAGAUUUCUUACACCGUUGUCUGAUUCUUCAUUGAUCAGUAUUUGAAUAAGGGUUUCUAUUCAGUUUUUGAUUUAGGAUUGAAUUUGUCGGUUUCAAGAAACAGAGAGAAAGAAUGGAGGAGAAGAAGUUCCGUGGUACUUGGUCUCGGUAUAAUGCUCUAUUGAAAGUAGCACGCAUGGAGAGAAAGAAACUAUUAGCCAAGCCAGAGCCAGGAGAAAUCAAUGGAAUUCGGAGGAGAAAUGGGUUCGAGAAUUCAUCCUCCCUGACGAAUGAUCACAAAAAGGGACCCAGUACUUCGCAAACGAAAAAGAUCAAGAAGAUUAUGCCUCCUCUUCCUCCUGAGACUGAGAAGAAGAAGAAGAAGAAGCAGAAGAGUAGGAGCGGCGAUACCCCUCAAGAUUCUCAGCCUUUGCCGGCGGUAGAGGCUCAGCCGGCAGUUAACACCUCUGGCCAAUUGGACAAGGUUAGUUCUUCCGAUCAUCAACAAUUACAGGCUGAAGAAGAGCAUGGCGUGAAAUGGGAAAAUCUUUGGAGAAAGAGAAGAAGAACACCUCAAACCGCAGAGAAAGUCUCAGAAGCAGCUGCAGUAGUGCCCCGACAGAGGACGACGAAAAGUGGGAGGUUGCUGAAGUCGCCGAAGAAGUAUAAAGAGUGAUAUUCUCGAAAACCAUUGUUUUCAUCUCAGCAAACCCAAUCAUUACCAUUUAUGAAAAAGUGAGUAGAAGAGCUUCAUUUUUCAAAUUAGUGCUGUAUUUUUUUGAUCCUCUUAAGACUUCUCAGUGAUGACUGAGGAAUGCAGUACUUUCUUCCUAGAAGUAAUUAUUUGAAGCAAAAGGCAAAGAAAUCUGUAAUGAAAUUAGGCUUUUUACAAUAUGAAGUUUCGCUCUUGAG